Lecanosticta acicola is the source of this 2022-nucleotide messenger RNA. NCBI's taxonomy places the organism in Eukaryota, Fungi, Ascomycota, Dothideomycetes, Mycosphaerellales, Mycosphaerellaceae. The record is from the annotation of a GenBank genome assembly.
AUGCUCGAAUGCCGCGCGUGCGUCUUGCGCUGCAUUCGUACUAUCGUGGGAGAUGCUCUCUCCCCUCAACGGCCACUGGUGCUGACACCCCGAAUCGAAAGCUACAACUACCCUCUUCGCAGACGACUGGCAACACGCGCACGUCCAACUCCCCAAAAGCCGCCGAUCGACUUCGACGCCGACGAGAGAUUUGCUGACAAUGAGCCUGAACUCUCCGCCUCUCGAAGGGCUGGGGGAAAAGCGCUGACGAAAGCAAACGAAAGGGCACUACGCAAGGAAAUCGCCUGGCUGCGGGAUCCUGUCAAGUUUGCCAAUCAUGUCCAUUACAUUCUACGCAACGAGCAGCCCGAUAAAGCUCUUGAACUGUGUCGUCUCGCCUCCAAGGAAGGGAAUGUUGUGGUCGCCUGGAACCACGUCGUCAACUGGCACAUACAAAGGCGAAAGGUCAACAGGGCGCUUGAGAUAUACAAUGAGAUGAAGAAGCGGGGGCAGUUCCCGGACGCCUUCACGUACAUGAUGAUAUUCAGGGGAUGGGGAAGCUACAAUGCAAUGACUGAUAAUUCUCGGGAUCUGUACACGUACAUGCUCAAGGCCAUCAACAUAUAUCAUUCCAUGAGUAGCCCCACAAGCAGGGUCAAGCCAAACAUCAAGCACACUAAUGCGGUUCUACGACUCUGUGCUCUGGCUCAUGAUCUCGAUGCGAUGUGGGGAGUCGCAAGCAAGAUACCUGAGCACGGCUCCGGCUCUGCGGACAACGUCACCUACACCAUCUUGCUCUCAGCGAUUAGGACUGGUGCAUUUGGAGGCAACGAAGGGAGACAUGAAGAGAAUGAGCACGUGUUAUUGGAACAGCUUGAGCCCAAGAAGAAGCAGGCUGUCGACGAAGGCAGAAGGAUAUGGCAAGAAGUCAUCGCGAGGUGGCGAAGUGGAGAGAUCCAGAUCGACGAAGCUCUUGUCUGUGCCAUGGCAAAACUGCUGCUGUUCGGCAGCGAGCUACAGGAUUGGGAUGAUGUACUCAGUUUGGUGCAGCAGACUACGCGUGUCGAGCGCCAGCUUCCAGAACUGGGCUCGCCGGACAGAUACACAAGCCAUGUCCCACUGGGGAAUGCUCAGGAGCCACAGCUCACAGCCGACGAGGACGCCAAUGGAUGGGUCCCUACGCCGGCCAGGAACGCUUUCAAAGCCAUAUCGCCCCACGCUCAAGAUUCCGAGAGGCCGAGACGCGCCAUGAAUUUCGUCUGGGUAACGCCUGGCAAAUAUAUGCUCGAUGUGCUGAUUCGAGCAUGUACAAAUCUGCGCAGUCCCAAGGCUGCUGCCGCGUACUGGGAGAAGUUAACCGGCGAAUACGACGUACAACCGGAUCUGACUAGCUACGAAGAAAUGUUGCGCCUUCUCAGCAUCAAUCGUGGCUCUGCAGCCGCCCUCCGCUUACUAAAGGAGAUGGCUGAAGUGGGCGUCGCGCCCUCUCGCAUAACCUACCGAAUCGCCAUGGGCUGCUGCAUGCGUGAUUGGAAGAACCAUAAUGUCGUGAAGACAGCCUCGGAGAUGAUUGAUAGCAUGGAGCACCAUCUGCGAUUCCCCGACUCUCGGACCUUGGAGAGCUACCUCGUGCUGGCACUGAAGACCAGGGAUGCGGAAAUGAUUGUCGCUGCUCUGAGCCGGAUGGAGAACAUUGCGCAGCUCAUGUGGUCCAAGAUUGGAUCUUCCGGCUCCCAGCCACGUGCUGGCAGAGUUUCCGAAAACGUAGACGAUGCCGCUGCGUUUUUCAAGAAACUUGUAGCUGGUAUUGACACGUUUAUGUAUAUGGAGGAGCUGGCACAAGAGGACCGCGAGAAGUGGAAUCUUCGCCGCUCUAAGAUCAACGGAUAUCUGGGCAGACUGAUAAACAACGCUCCAGUGAAGAAAGAUAGGUCUUCGAGAAGAAGAGCACAGCUGUACGAGACGGCUGUGGACGCCUUCCGAGAGGCUGGGGAUGUCCACGAGGCGGCGGGUAAUGUUUGGAGGCGUCACAUGGUUUUGUAG